UAUAUUAAAUUAUUUAAUAGUAAGUAGUCAUUCGCUAUUUGGCAUAUCUAAAUUAGUGAACAUCUAAAGUCUAAAAUCUUUUAAUUUUGUAAAUCUAGCCAAAGCUCGCUUUUGGGAAUCCUAUUGAUGAUUUCCAAUUCUUGAUUGAGUUAAUUCUUGUCGGUUGAGACAUUUUAUAACCUAUACAACUUAAUAGAAUAUAAAAUGAAAUUAUCGAAACAAUCAAAAUUAAAUACUAAAAAAAUGGAAUUAAAAUUAACAGAAAAAUCUCGAAAACAAAUGCGGAAAGAACUUAGAAAGCAAAAAAAAAUUAAUAAAUCAAUUUAUUUUAAAAAUAAACGUGAGUUAUAUGUGGAUAUAUCUAAUGUUAAUGAUAAUAAAACGAAUCAUAACAAAAUUAUUAACAAAGAAAUAAAUCGAUUAGAAAAUUCUAAAAAAUGUACAAAAAAUAAUUUUGAAAAAAUAUAUCAUUCGGUAAUAUCUAUGACGAACUGUUCUGAACAGGUUAAAAUCAAAAAAAGUGAAGAAUUUGAAUAUAAAAAAAAAAAACAAAAAUGUAAAUUACUCAAAGAAGCUAAUUUAAAAGAAGACAAAGAAAUUAGAAAAUUGGAAAAGAAAUUAAAACUAACUAAAAGAAAAAAGAAGACAAUUCCUAAAUCUUUUGUAACUGAUGGUUUAGAUUAUCUUUUGGAUUUUUGUUUACAAAAAAACAAAAAAUAUAUUACAGAAACAAAAGAAGAAAUCUUAGAAGAUGAAUUUAGCAAUCAAUUUAAUAUAAAUUCCUUAGAAAUAGAAAAAAAUAUAUAUACAAGUAGUGCAUUAGAUAAUAUUAAAGAAAAUAAAAAUGAAAAUAUUAAAUCAGAAAUGUCAAAAAAUUAUACAUUAAAUUUAAAACAGAGUAAUAAUAAUAGUUCAGAUAAAGUUUUAAAUACACAAACUAAAAAAAUUGAUAGUAUUGAUUAUAGUAUUAAUGAUGAAAAUUUUUGGGAAGAUAUUUAUGGAAGAAAAAGAAAUAAAGAAGGUGAUGUUAUAUAUGCAAACAAUGCAAAUAAAUAUGUUCCACCUGCUAUACGAGCAACUAAUAUAAAUUCAAAUGAAGAUGAAAAAUUGCAUUUUUUAAGAAAACAAUUAAAGGGUUGUUUGAAUAAAGUGGCAGAACAUAAUAUGUAUAAUAUAGUAAAUCAGAUAGAAGCAUUGUAUAUGACAAAUAGUCGUAAUAAUAUGAACAAUAUAUUAUCAGAGUUAGUGCUUGAAAGUUUAAUAUCACAUGUAAUUACACCAGAUCGUCUUAUUUGUGAACAUAUGAUGUUAAUUGCGAUUUUACAUGCUAAUAUUGGUAUUGAAGUAGGUGCAAAUUUUUUAGAAAAGCUUAUUAAAAAAUUUAUUAAAAACAUGGAGAAAUUUCAAAGUAUAGAAAAUAAAGAAUUGGAUAAUAUAGUUCUUAUUAUCUCACAUCUAUAUAAUUUUAAAAUAUUUGGAUAUAAGCUUCUUUAUGAAAUACUUAACAAAUUGAUGAUAAAAUUUACAGAAAAAGAAAUUGAAUUAAUAUUACUUAUUUUAAAGACAGUAGGAUUUUCAUUGAGAAGAGAUGAUCCGAAUGCUUUAAAAGAAUUUAUACAAAGUUUACAACAAAAAGCUGUUCAUGAAAGUGAAAAAAAUUCAAGAGUUAAAUUUAUGUUGGAUAUUUUAUUAGCAAUAAAAAAUAAUAAUAUUAAUAAAAUACCUCAAUAUGAUCCUUCUCAUGUGCAACACUUAAGGAAAGUUAUUAAAAAUAUAAUACGAAAAGGCAAUACAAUAACACAAUUCAAUGUAUCACUGGAGGAUUUAUUACAUGUUGAUGAAAAAGGAAAAUGGUGGAUUAUAGGAUCAGCUUGGUCUGGUUCAAAUAAUAUAAGUGACAAAACAAAUUUAAAAGAACAUAAUAAUCUUAAUUUUAAUAUACAAAUUUUGAAAUUGGCACAAAAACAAAGAAUGAAUACUGAUAUAAGAAAAAAUAUUUUUUGUAUUCUUAUGACAGCUGAAGACUAUUUAGAUGCUUUUGAAAAACUUCAUCAUCUUGAUUUGAAAAAUCAACAAGAAACAGAAAUCAUACAUGUAUUAAUACAUUGUUGUUUACAAGAAAAUAAAUUUAAUCCUUACUAUGCAAUAUUAGCUCAAAAAUUAUGUGAAUAUAAUAGAAAAUAUCAGCUUACAAUACAAUGCAAUUUUUGGGACAAAUUGAAAACAUUAGAAGCAUACAAUAAUAAACAACUAAUUAAUUUAACACAAUUUUUAAUUCAUUUACUCAUUGAAAAAUGUCUUGCUUUAUCAAUUUUGAAAGUUAUUGAAUUUACAGAACUUAAAAAACAUACUAUAACAUUUCUCAAACAAAUUAUAUUGGGAAUUCUAUUGCACGAAAAUGAACAGGCUUCUAUUCAAGUGUUCGAAAGAAUAUCUGUUUCUUCUCAAUUACAGACUUUUAGAGAAAGCCUUCGUUUAUUUAUAAAUUGUUUCUUGGUAAAAAAUAUAGAUAUGUGUACUAUAUUAGAUAAGCAAAAAAUAAUAUUAAAAAAGAGAGUUGAAAUUGUAGAUAAAAUAUUAAUUUUACAUGGAUCUAAACUUAUGUUUUAAAUUUUAUAUAUAAGAAAAAGUUAUAAUUUUAUUGAAAAUAUAAUAAAAAAAAAAAUCAUUUUAUAAAA
This is a messenger RNA of Apis mellifera (honey bee), 2678 nucleotides long. RefSeq names its product nucleolar MIF4G domain-containing protein 1 homolog. Gene Ontology annotation, biological process: ribosomal small subunit biogenesis. Gene Ontology annotation, molecular function: RNA binding; protein binding. The record is from RefSeq and is a predicted model, not a curated record. The transcript has 8 exons. NCBI's taxonomy places the organism in Eukaryota, Metazoa, Arthropoda, Insecta, Hymenoptera, Apidae. The coding region runs from base 205 to 2610 and encodes 801 amino acids. Gene Ontology annotation, cellular component: nucleolus.